CUGGCGCUGAGCAAAACGCUGAAGGACGCGGUGCAGAAAAAUUCGGAGCAGUUUUUGGGGGAACUCCCGGAACAACCGGAGCGGAAAAUCACCCGGAACCAAAAACGGAAACACGAUGAGAUCAACCACGUCCAGAAGGGCCAGUGCCAAUGGCGGCAGCCGCCGGGGCGCGAGAUUUACCGCAAGAGCAACAUCUCCGUGUACGAGGUGGACGGAAAGGACCACAAGAUCUACUGCCAGAACCUGUGCCUGCUGGCCAAGCUGUUCCUGGACCACAAGACGCUGUACUUCGACGUGGAGCCCUUCGUCUUCUACCUGCUGACCGAGGUGGAUCGCCAGGGCGCGCACAUCGUGGGAUACUUCUCCAAGGUGACACGGGGACGGGGGGGGACGGGGGAGGGUCCCCACGGUGUCCCCACCCCGUGGUUGUCACCACCCCGUUGUUGUCCCCGCCCCGUUGUUGUCAUCACCACGCUGUCAGCACCCCGUUGUUGUCAACCGCAUGGGACAUUUGGGGGACAUUUUGGGGCCGCCCCACCUCCGCCCGUAGGUUACGAGCUGUCCAAGCUGGAGAGCACGGUGGGGUCCCCCGAGAAGCCGCUGUCGGAUCUGGGGAAGCUGAGCUACCGCAGCUACUGGUCCUGGGUGCUCCUGGAGAUCCUGCGCGACUUCCGCGGGACCCUGUCCAUCAAGGACCUCAGCCAGAUGACCAGCAUCACGCAGACCGACAUCAUCAGCACGCUGCAGUCGCUCAACAUGGUGAAGUACUGGAAGGGGCAGCACGUCAUCUGCGUCACCCCCAAACUGGUGGAGGAGCACCUCAAGAGCGCCCAGUACAAGAAGCCACCCAUCACCGUGGACUCCAUCUGCCUCCGCUGGGCUCCUCCGAAGCACAAACAGGCGAAGCUGGCCAAGAAGUGACACCCGCGGGUGUCACCGUCACCGCUGGGUGUCCCCAGCACCCAUAGGCAUCACCGUCACCUCCGAGUGUCCCCAACACCCGCAGGCGUCACCGUCACCUCCGAGUGUCCCCAACACCCGCAGGCGUCACCGUCACCUCCGAGUGUCCCCAACACCCACAGGCGUCACCGUCACCUCUGAGUGUCCCCAACACCCCCAGGUGUCACUGUCACCGCUGGGUGUCCCCAGCACCCAUAGGUGUCACUGUCACCUGCUGGGUGUCCCCAGCACCCAUAGGUGUCACUGUCACCGCUGGGUGUCCCCAGCACCCAUAGGUGUCACUGUCACCUCCGAGUGUCCCCAGCACCCAUUGGUGUCAGUGUUACCUCUCAGUGUCCCCCAACACCCAUUGGUGUCACCAUCACUGCUGGGUGUCCCCAGCACCCAUAGGUGUCACUGUCACUUCCGAGUGUCCCCAGCACCCGUAGGCGUCACCGUCACCGCUGGGUGCUGCCAACACCCUCAGGUGUCACUGUCAUUGUUGGGUGUCCUCCAACACCCAUAGGCGUCACCGUCACCUCCGAGUGUCCCCAACAACCCCAGGUGUCACUGUCACCUGCUGGGUGUCCCCAGCACCCAUAGGUGUCACCGUCACCUCCAAGUGUCCCCAACAACCCCAGGUGUCACCGUCACCUCCGAGUGUCCCCAACACCCAUAGGCGUCACCGUCACCUCCGAGUGUCCCCAACAACCCCAGGCGUCACUGUCACCUGCUGGGUGUCCCCAGCACCCAUAGGUGUCACUAUCACCUCUGAUUGUCCCCAGCACCCAUAGGUGUCACUAUCACCUCUGAGUGUCCCCAACAACCCCAGGUGUCACCAUCACCUCCGAGUGUCCCCAACAACCCCAGGUGUCACCACCACCUCCGAGUGUCCCCAGCACCCGUAGGUGUCACCGUCACCACUGGGUGCUGCCAACACCCUCAGGUGUCACUGUCACCUGUUGGGUGUCCUCCAACACCCAUGGGUGUCACUGUCACCUCCAAGCAUCCCCAGCACCCAUUGGUGUCAGUGUUACCUCUCAGUGUCCCCCAACAACCCCAGGUGUCACCAUCACACAUUGGGUGUCCCCAGCGCCCUCAGGUGUCACUGUCAUCAUUGGGUCUCCCCAGCACCCAUAGGUGUCACCGUCACCUCCAUGUGUCCCCAACAACCUCAGGUGUCACCGUCACUGCUGGGUGUCCCCAGCACCCAUAGGUGUCACUGUCACCUCCGAGUGUCCCCAACAACCCCAGGUGUCACCGUCACCGCUGGGUGCUGCCAACACCCUCAGGUGUCACUGUCACCUGUUGGGUGUCCUCCAACACCCAUGGGUGUCACUGUCACCUCCGAGCGUCCCCAGCACCCAUUGGUGUCAGUGUUACCUCUCAGUGUCCCCCAACACCCACCCUCUGGUGUCACUGUCACCUUUAGGUGUCCCUGGCACCCUCAGGUGUCACCAUCACACAUUGGGUGUCCCCAGCACCCAUAGGUGUCACUGUCAUCAUUGGGUCUCCCCAGCACCCAUUGGUGUCACUGUCACCUCCGAGUGUCCCCAACACCCAUUGGUGUCAGUGUUACCUCUCAGUGUCCCCCAACAACCCCAGGUGUCACCGUCACCGCUGGGUGCCGCCAACACCCUCAGGUGUCACUGUCACCUGUUGGGUGU
Molecule: messenger RNA, 2606 nt
Organism: Numida meleagris (helmeted guineafowl)
Lineage: Eukaryota; Metazoa; Chordata; Aves; Galliformes; Numididae
Gene: KAT8
Product: lysine acetyltransferase 8
Biological process (GO): regulation of DNA-templated transcription
Molecular function (GO): histone acetyltransferase activity
Source: RefSeq, a predicted model, not a curated record